AUGCCUCGCAAACCAGCUCCCGCCUACGUGCUAGGCGUCGGCAUGACUAAAUUUAUCAAGCCUCGCGGCAAGGUGGAUUACCAUGAGCUUGGGUUCGAGGCGGGCAUCAAGGCCAUGCUGGACGCCCAGAUCAACUACGACGAUGUCGACCAGGGUGUCGCAUGCUACUGCUACGGCGAUUCCACUUGCGGCCAGCGCGUCUUCUACCAGUUCGGCAUGACCCAGAUCCCCAUAUACAAUGUCAACAACAACUGCUCGACUGGCUCGACGGGUCUGAAUAUGGCCAGGCAAGCCAUCGCCUACGGUGCGGCCGACUGCGUCCUAGUCGUCGGGUUCGAGAAAAUGUCCCCCGGCAGCUUACAAGCAUACUUCAACGACCGCGAGAAUCCUACCUCCACCACCAACGCCAUGAUGAAAGCCACCCGAGGAGUUACAAAUGCUCCGGGCGCCGCUCAGCUCUUUGGUAACGCUGGUCGCGAGUAUAUGGAGAAAUACGGCGCAAAACCAGAAGACUUUGCCGAGAUUGCCCGUGUCAACCACGAGCACAGCAAGAGGAACCCAUACUCCCAGUUCAAAGACGAAUACACCCUAGAACAGAUCAUGAAAUCUCCCAUGAUCCACCCUCCCCUCACAAAACUGCAAUGUUGCCCGACCUCAGACGGCGGUGCCGCUGCGGUUGUCGUCUCUCAAGAAUUCCUUGACAAGCGACCUCACCUCAAGUCCCAAGCUAUCUUGAUCGCCGGCCAAUCACUCGUCACCGACUCGCCAGAGCUCUUCAAUCGCUCUGCCAUAGAUCUCGUUGGGUAUGAUAUGUCCGUUUUCGCCGGUAAACGCGCACUGGCCGAGGCGGGUAUUACUCCCAACGAUGUCCAAGUCGUUGAGGUCCACGACUGCUUCAGCGCCAACGAGAUGUGCGUGAUUGAUGCUUUGGGACUGUGUCCCAAGGGUAAAGCCCAUGAGCUCGUGAGGAAAGGUGAUAUCACAUAUGGCGGGAAAUAUGUCAUCAACCCUUCGGGAGGUCUCAUUUCGAAGGGCCACCCCCUAGGAGCUACCGGUCUCGCCCAAUGCGCCGAGCUCACAUGGCACCUCCGCGGCUGGGCCAACAACCGCACAGUCAAAGACACAAGGUACUGCCUGCAACACAACCUGGGCCUAGGCGGCGCCACGGUGGUGACAGUGUACAAGCGCGCCGACGGCAAGGUCGCAACGCCAGUCUCGGACGCGGAAGUCGGCAGGAUCAACGGCCUGGGCUACAACCCCGCCACCGAGGCCAAGGGCUUCACGACCGAGCAGGUCCGGAGGACGGUCAGCCAGAAGCAGUUUUCCGACUGGGCCGUCCAGGACGUGCAGAGCAGAGUCCAGGCGCGGUUCUAA
Messenger RNA from Cladophialophora psammophila CBS 110553, 1374 nucleotides. RefSeq names its product sterol carrier protein 2. The transcript has 2 exons. Gene Ontology annotation, molecular function: acyltransferase activity, transferring groups other than amino-acyl groups. The coding region runs from base 1 to 1374 and encodes 457 amino acids. NCBI's taxonomy places the organism in Eukaryota, Fungi, Ascomycota, Eurotiomycetes, Chaetothyriales, Herpotrichiellaceae. The record is from RefSeq and is a predicted model, not a curated record.